This is a messenger RNA of Rhododendron vialii, 1230 nucleotides long. RefSeq lists its product as uncharacterized. NCBI's taxonomy places the organism in Eukaryota, Viridiplantae, Streptophyta, Magnoliopsida, Ericales, Ericaceae. The record is from RefSeq and is a predicted model, not a curated record. Bases 1 to 1230 code for a protein of 409 amino acids. The transcript has 5 exons.
AUGAUCUCCCUCAUCUUACCUCCUACUUCAAAGCAUACCGUCGUCUUCAUUGACAAAGACCUGUCGAUCAAGGGGUUUGAUCACAAUUGCCCCCUUCAUAUAACAGUUAAAUGCCGAGGACUCUGGGUUCCAACCGUCAUCAUCGACAACGGCUCAGCGGUCAACAUUUGCCUUCUUAGGGUAGCUUAUCAUUUGGGACUUACAAAGAAGGACCUUGUGCCUUCCAAUGUGGCCGUUAAGGCGUACAAUAGCACUCGUCGUGUUGUCGAGGGGACUCUACUUCUCAAACUCGAUGCUGAGGGUUUUGAGAUGGAUAUUGAGUUUCAUGUCCUUGACAUCCCCGCUACAUUCAACCUGCUGCUGGGCAGACCUUGGCUCCAUAGAUCAGACAUCAUGGCUGUGCCUUCUACUCUCCAUCAAAAGGUCGUGUUGGGACUUCUUUCCGGCACACUUACUUUCUACGGGGGCUCUGGAUUCUCUUUCGAUACAUUUGGCUCAGUACUUGCCAUCAACGUGGACAGCGACUUCAUUAUAAGCUUUGCUGCUUUGGACAUAAUGAGAAGGAUGUCGUACAUGCCUAAUAUCUACUUCGUGCACGAAGGAGGAAAUGUUGCUUACACAGGACAGGUCGAACCUUUUGCGGAUCCAGAAACUAGGGAACUACUACCUGGUUUUGAGGUUUUCGGUAAUGACACCUGGUCAGACAGUGAUGAGGAACCAGCAAAGGCAAAAUUCAAGAGGAAGCUUAACCAGGCUAAAGUGAAGACUGACUGGCUGGGAUCAUUUGAUCAAGGGAGCUUGGAGCUGCUAUUCCAAGAAUUCUCUCAAGUGGGUUUUACCGAAGAAGCUAAAGAGGCCGAAUACCCCAUUUGGGUGGCCAAUAUUGUUCCUGUUCCCAAAAAGAACGGACAAAUUCAAGUAUGUGUCGAUUUCAGGGACUUGAACAAAGCAAGCCGCAAAGAUGAUUUUCCCUUGCCUCACAUUGAUGUGCUUAUGGAUAAUACUGCGGGACAUACAAUGCUUUUGUUCAUGGCUGCCACGACCAUCUUGCAUGAUAUGAUCCACAGAGAAGUUGAAGUCUACGUGGAUUAUAUGAUUGUCAAGUCAAAAACUCGAGAAGGCCAUAUCCCUGUGCUUAGGAGUUCUUCGAGCGACUCCGUAAGUUUCGGAUGCGUCUCAAUCCACAAAAAUGCACUUUCAGAGUUACAGCGGGCAAAAUGCUUGGCUUAA